Molecule: messenger RNA, 1587 nt
Organism: Anastrepha obliqua
Lineage: Eukaryota; Metazoa; Arthropoda; Insecta; Diptera; Tephritidae
Product: pancreatic lipase-related protein 2
Exons: 4
Coding region: 361-1587 (408 amino acids)
Molecular function (GO): lipase activity
Source: RefSeq, a predicted model, not a curated record
UGUACAGAUCAAUCGAUUGGCAGCCAUUACGAUGAGCGGGAAAACGCAUAAGACUCGAUAUUACAACUCAUCAGUUCUAUGCCAUAGGGCAUCACAAACAGUUUGGCGUUGAAAAUUGUGAGUCGCGCGCCCGAGCGGUAUGUUUGUUAGAUGUUGUAAACUUUUUGUAACGGUUAAAUGUGAAAAAGGGUGUGUUGUUUUAUUACACGAAAUUUCUAUCAAAAGUGAAACGACGCGUUAUUUAAGUAAUAUAAAAAAAAAUUGUGUUAAUUGUUUCACACGCUUUUAAUUGCUUAGUGAAUUUCUUUUGCUUGCCACAUAAAUUAUAAAAUUUGUUAUUGAAGUUUGUUCGCAUUCCGAAUGCAGUCAACGCGUUAUUUGAUUUUUCUAUUUGGUGGACUGCUUUUCCUGACACUACCCCAAAUUUAUGGCACCACAUUUUUGUCCCAUCACAUGCACAAAUGGAAAGCGUUCGUGAGUUCGAUGCGUUACAUUCAGGAAACAAUGCUGCGCACCAGCUUGAAUCGGGCAGCACCAAAUCUCGGGAUCGUCUUUGAGUGUCGUACAUUGUCGAAUAUGAAUUUGGGAGAUGAGGCUCACUUUGAGCUGCAAUUGGGUGAUAUGCGUGGCUUUCAUCGUCUGGAUCCGCGCAGAAAGUUGGCGCUAUUUCUACAUGGCUGGAACGACGAGGGCAGCAAGGAAUGGGUACAGGAUAUGUUAAAAUUCUGGACUCAUUUCGAUCCAAAUUAUAGCGUUUGCGUUGUCGAUUGGGGUAAUCUGUCGCAGGGGGACUACAAGACCGUUUCAAUGUCGAUAUUCGACGUUGGUCUCACCGUAGCUGGCAUUAUUAUGUCCAUGGAGAAUUUACGUCCAAACCGUUUUACGCGGCGCAACGUCACAUUAGCCGGUUACAGUUUGGGUGCGCAUGCAGCUGGCUAUGCUGGCGCUAUUCUCAAUGGCGAAGUUGAACAAAUCAUCGGCCUUGAUCCUGCAGGGCCGCUCUUCACAUUGCCCGCUGCGGUAUCACCGGAUUUUCGUCUAGAUCGCACUGACGCACAAUUCGUACAAGUAUUACACACAUCUGGCGGCACAUUGGGCACCAGCAUUAAAUCGGGGCAUGCAGACUUUUAUCCGAAUGGUGGGAAGGCGCCACAACGACAUUGUCAAGUUUUAGUUUCAAAUAUACAAAACAAUGCGGUGGCGUGCAGCCACAGCUCAUCGGCUGUGUUUUUCAAACAAUCCAUGAAUCCGGCAUUUCCGUUCGUCGGCUACCAUUGCAGCAGCUAUGAAAAGUUUGCGCUUGGUCAGUGCGCGCAAAACCAUCGCGGGCGUUUCGGCAUCCAUUCGCAACGACGCAGUCAUGGCGAUUUCUACUUCGACACGGAAUCACAAGCGCCUUUCGUGCAACGCAGACAGUGGCAAAGGCGGCGGCGUCACAAGCAACAGCAGCGGUGGCGUCGACGACAGCAUGUGGAUGCCUUGGCCGCUUUGGGAAAGAACGCUUUCGCGGUAGCAGCGGUGCCGUCAGCGUCGGAAGCAGUAAUAAAGCCGUGGCAACGUAUUUGGCGACGUCGGCGCAUACAUUAA